Messenger RNA from Macrosteles quadrilineatus (aster leafhopper), 2025 nucleotides. RefSeq names its product cytochrome P450 4V2-like. Gene Ontology annotation, molecular function: iron ion binding; heme binding; monooxygenase activity. The record is from RefSeq and is a predicted model, not a curated record. The coding region runs from base 1 to 1584 and encodes 527 amino acids. NCBI's taxonomy places the organism in Eukaryota, Metazoa, Arthropoda, Insecta, Hemiptera, Cicadellidae. The transcript has 13 exons.
AUGGAGGCUGCGCAACCUGCACUAUGGCUCUCAAUGUGGCCAACUGUUUACCGUGUUCUGCGCGCUCUGGUAGGUCUGCCACCCCUGCUGCUGGUACUAGCCUUAUGUUGGUACCACUGGAAGUUUCGCCGCGUUUUGGAUGCUGCCCGUAAGUUACCCACCGAAGUGAGGACUUUGCCUCUGUUGGGGCAUGCGCACUACGUUCUAUAUGGAUCUACAGAAAUGGUGAUGACAAUCGUCAACGCUGCAAAAAGCUCGUUGGCUAAAGGAAGCAAAACGUUAUGCCUCUGGCUGGGGCCGUACCCGGUGGUUUUCGUCCAAAGAAAUGAAGAUGUGCACACAGUCCUCACGAGCUCCAAAACAUCUGAAAAGAGCAAUGAAUACAAUUUUCUCAGAUUCGCUCUUGGAAACGGUCUUUUAAUAGCCCCAGGCCAUAUUCACAGAAUCACCAGACGCUACGUGAACCCGAUGUUUCAACCUCGGAACCUGGAGAAACUCAUCUCUGUCUUCAACGAAUCAGGACAGUAUCUCGUCCAGAAACUAUCGAGUCGCGUGGGCAAAGGACAGUUUGAUGUUCUGCCUAUGGUCACCUCCACUUCACUCAGGAGCGUUUCUUGUACAUUGUUUGGCCCAGAUAUCAAGAUUGACACAGAGUCUGAAGAGUUCAGAGGACUCUCCUGGGCAGUGAACAUGGUUGCACUAGUGGAGUUAAACAGAUUCUUCAAGAUUUGGCUGUGGCCAGAACCUGUGUUCAGACUGUUGUGGAACAAAGAGAUAAAUGACAUCCAAGACUGUUGGCGCAAGUUUGCCAAGGGGCCGUUAGAGGAAUUGGAAAGAAAAAGAAACUCUCAGAACAAAGAGAUUGACACAAAUGAAAACGUGCUUCAAGAUAAAAAAGAUUCUUCUUCUCCCCUGAAUCUCCCAGACACCUAUCGAACACUGAGGGAAAACCAUCCGGAGUUUCAGGAGAAAGAACUUCAUGAUGAACUUCUGACUCUAGUCGUUACGGGCGUUGACAGCACCAAAUCCGCAAUAUCAUCAUGUCUUCUAUCGCUUGCUGCUCUUCCCGAAAUCCAGGAGCUGUUGUAUGAAGAGGUAGUGUCCGUGGUAGGUGCUGGGGAUUCUGAAGUGACGAUGGAGGACCUGAACAGAAUGCCUUACCUCGACAUGAUAAUGAAGGAGACUCUAAGGAAAUAUUCCAUCAUUCCCAUCAUCCUAAGAACCGUGAAGGAGGACCUCGUUUUGAGCGACUGUACACUACCAGCAGGGGCCACCGUGUCUGCUUCCUUCUACAGCCUUCAUCACGAUCCUGAGGUUUUCCCUGAUCCGGAAAAGUUUGAUCCUGAACGGUUCUCUCCUGAAAAUAUGGCCAAGUUGAAGAAAUACUCUUACACGCCGUUCAGUAGUGGUUCUAGAAACUGUAUAGGUAAAACCUACGCAUACAUGCUGACAAAGAUUGCCGUAAUCCACGUCAUCAGACGCUACAAACUUUCUACAGAUUUUGACAUUAGAAAGAUGCGGUACUCCAUGGCUCUAGCCUUGGUGUCCGACGACGGCUACCCCCUUAAACUGGAGGGAAGAUGACUGAAAACCGCGGGAAAACGUCCUCUUGAGCCAAUAUUUUUGCCACUAUUGUGAAAUAGCCAUUUAUCUAUACUUCAACACCGAUCUCAAUAGUACAAAUGGUCCCUUGAUAGUGUUAUAAUAUGGCGAUGUAUUAAACUUUUAUUAUGUAAUUAAAUUUAUAUUAUUAUUAAAUAUAUUUUGUCUCCAUUUAAAGUUGUCUUUUCUUUUUAAAUGCAUUAUGGUGGUGUUUAGGAUAUUUCAAAACAAAAUUAAAAUUUAACCUUUUUAUCAAUAAAUAAUUUGAGUUAAUCGAUGGCUUAGGGCAAAGUCUCGGUUUUACAUUUGAGAUGGCUUAACAAUUUACUUGGCGGCGGAAUAUAAUUCCUUGCCUGUCUUUAAUCCCAAUUAAUCUAUGAGAUUCCAAACAAAGUGAUAAUUCUGUUUCCUCUAUUGUGAUUU